Pelmatolapia mariae (spotted tilapia) is the source of this 7182-nucleotide messenger RNA. Its product is annotated as E3 SUMO-protein ligase PIAS1-like. Gene Ontology annotation, cellular component: chromatin. The transcript is spliced from 13 exons. Gene Ontology annotation, biological process: protein sumoylation; regulation of transcription by RNA polymerase II. The record is from RefSeq and is a predicted model, not a curated record. Gene Ontology annotation, molecular function: SUMO ligase activity; zinc ion binding; transcription coregulator activity. Bases 16 to 2148 code for a protein of 710 amino acids. Lineage: Eukaryota; Metazoa; Chordata; Actinopteri; Cichliformes; Cichlidae.
GCAAAGAAAUACAAGAUGGCGGAGAGUGCGGAACUGAAGCAAAUGGUGAUGAGCCUGCGAGUGUCGGAGCUCCAGGUGCUGCUGGGCUACGCCGGGCGCAACAAGCACGGACGCAAGCACGAGCUGCUGACCAAGGCGCUGCAUCUGCUGAAAGCCGGCUGCAGCCCCGCCGUGCACAUGAAGAUCAAAGAGCUCUACCGAAGACGUUUCCCGGCCAAAAUGGUCUCUCACUCAGAGCUGGCCUUGCCUGGGCCGCACCACCCGGCCACAGCUGGAGUGGUCGGGGGAGGGGGCGCGGCGCUGCCUGCUGGCCUGACGCAGCUGGCUUACGAGGGUCACGCCGGUCAUGGUGGAGCCCCAUCGCCUGCUGCGUUACUGCCGCUCUCGCUACUCGGUCCUGGGAAACACGAGCUGACCGGGCUGACGCACCACCUGCCCUCCUCAGCGACACUGCAUCCGGUGCAUCCAGAUGUUAAGCUCCAGAGGCUGCCCUUCUAUGACAUGCUGGACGAACUCAUCAAGCCCACGAGUCUAGCGUCAGACAACAGCCAGCGGUUUCAGGAGACAUGUUUCGCCUUCGCUUUAACGCCGCAGCAAGUUCAGCAGAUCAGCAGCUCAAUGGACAUCUCGGGGACCAAAUGUGACUUCUCAGUUCAGGUUCAGUUGCGGUUUUGCCUGUCGGAGACCAGCUGUCCUCAGGAAGACCAUUUCCCCCCCAAUCUGUGUGUGAAAGUAAACGGGAAGCCGUGCAACCUGCCGGGUUAUCUUCCUCCAACCAAAAACGGUGUCGAGCCCAAGCGGCCCAGCCGCCCAAUCAACAUUACCUCACUGGUCAGAUUGUCCACCACAGUCCCCAAUACCAUCGUGGUGUCGUGGACCGCUGAGAUCGGAAGGAGUUACUCGAUGGCGGUGUACUUGGUGAAGCAGCAGUCGUCCACAGUGUUGUUACAGAGACUGCGAGCUAAAGGCAUCAGAAACCCAGACCACUCCAGAGCACUCAUAAAAGAGAAGCUAACAGCCGACCCAGACAGCGAAAUAGCCACAACCAGCCUUCGAGUGUCGCUCCUCUGCCCGCUGGGGAAGAUGCGGCUGAUGAUCCCGUGCCGGGCGCUGACAUGUUCCCACCUGCAGUGCUUCGACGCCACACUUUACAUCCAGAUGAAUGAGAAGAAGCCCACCUGGGUGUGUCCCGUCUGCGACAAGAAGGCGCCGUACGAGCAUCUCAUCAUUGACGGGCUUUUUGUGGAGAUCCUCAAUAGCUGCACGGACUGUGAUGAGAUCCAGUUCAAGGAGGAUGGCAGCUGGGCCCCCAUGAGGUCUAAGAAGGAAGUGCAGGAGGUGUCCUCUGCUUCCUAUAACAAUGGGCUGGAUGGCUCAUGCCGGACCGCCGCAGGCUCAGAUCAGCGGAGCUCCUCGGCGUCCAGCCACGGAGGCAGCGACAGCAGCAACGGCAAGAAAGUGGAAGUGAUCGACUUGACACUGGACAGCUCCUCAGACGACGAAGGACCGGAUUCGCCUCCGCCGCCGCCCCCAACGCUGCCUCCUCCUAUCAAAAGAGCGUGCCCUUCGAUGUCCCCGACCUCGCCACCUGUCAUCAACAAAGGCGUGUUGAACCUGCACCAUCAGGCCUCUCCUGUGAGCCGUACCCCUAGCAUGCCCGGGAUAGACACCAGCUACAUCCCUCCUGUCCCCCCUCUCAUCCAGGACUACAGGCCCUACUACCACACCCCCAAUGACCUUUCAGAGCUGAAUUUUUUCUCUUUUCUUCAAGGGGACAAUCAUCCGCAUUACAACAUGGUUAUGGCAGCAGCGGCGGCUGCCUCGGCCUCAGAAGACCACGAGCUGCUUCUCAACCGCUUCAUGCCCUACACCACCUCCUCCUCCGCUUCCCACCUGUUCCUCGACCAAUCGGCAGCCUCCUCUGCGCCUUCGCUGACAGCGCCGACCAACGGGGCGAGCAAUUCGGGCAGCACCAGCAGCCUGGUCUCGUCCAGCAGCCUCCGUGACACUCAUUCGACACACUCGUCCUCACAUUCGAGCUCACACUCCUCACACACGCAUCCCGGGGUGGUGGCCAGCCGGAGCAGCGCUGAAGCAGCGGUGGCGGCUAUUUACGGCGGGAUACCCGAUGUUAUAUCGUUGGACUGACCCUGGAUGAGUGGAGACGACGGCGCGGGCACAGCUGGAAUCCAGUAACAAAACCCGAUCACAAACUCAACCGCGAGGGGUGACUUUUAAGAAACUAGACUGGGCCCCCACCCCAACCCCACCCUCCCCCCGAGUCAUCAAACUCUGAACGUUCGAGGAGCCGUGACGACGAGUCGGUCUCAAAAAGAGCACUAAUAAUAUGAGCGGACAACUGACCCGAGUCCAGUCCCGAGUCAUCGCUUAAAGGUGUGGACAUUGUGUUGGUGUGCUGACUUCAGAUCAGAAACCUGUCCAGCAUGUGAACCCACGUUACUGCUAUACUGGUACCAACCCGGCACAACGAGCAAAGAUGCUACCUGAGCAAAAACACAAAGGAGGGGGGGUAAAAAAGCUCUUUUCUCUUUUUUUUUUUUAAAUAAAAACAAAGGAGCGGCACCGUGUACAGAGAACAGAAUCUAUUUUCCUCUUUUACUUUUGUAUGUUAAAUCGGGACAAUUUCAGUCUAGAGAGCUGCUUCAGUCGCUGUUUGUAAGUGGAGGACUGAGUCGGAUUUUAUUUUUUUGCGUGUGUUCUCACACAAACACGAGCUCAUUCAUAUGCCUGUUGCCAUGUGGUUUGCUCUCUUUUAGCUAUAUGCCGUUUCCAGAUGUCGGAUUUGCAUUUCUCCGAUCUAAACUUCACUUCUCUCUGCGUGCUGUUCUCUUUUUCUCACGUUCAAAUUCACGGCAUUUUGUGUCUCUCUCCGACGACGGGAGCUUUUCAGACACUGAAUAUACAGUUUAUUCAUGUGCUAAUAAUUUUAUUAUGCUUUUAAGUUAUGUAUGAUAUUUAAGCCUUUAGAAAUAUAAAUAUAUAGAUAUAUAUAUAUAUAUAUGAAUAUAUAUGCAUUCCCUUUGACCUUCAGGUUGAUGCUGUGGGGAGUGUCGAAUUAGCCAUUUCCAUUUUAUUUUAAUGUUUUUCAUUUCCUCUCCUCAAUUCCCGCCUCCUUUUAGAGACUCUACCUGCAGACAGCAUUUAGAAGUGAGACUAUUUACACCUGCCAGUUUAGAGGUUUUCGAUGGAACAGUUUCAGUUGUUUAUCUCAUUUGCACAAUGCCCCCCCAAAAAAACAACAAAAAAAACCACACACACGGUACCUGAAUAUGAUCAAAAUAAUCAAGAGGGUAGUUUGAUCUGUGCGUCACAGUCUUUUCAGUCUGCUGUCUUCAUUUUCAGCCACUUAAUCCUCUGCCCCCUCGUGUCUCGUCUUCUCUGUUGAUGAUGAAGGUCAAAUUGGUGUUGUAGCAGCGCUGGGCCUUUUUAAAGAUACAGGCGUCCAUAGCACGUGACCAAGCUUAAAGUUGUGCCUGUUUUUUUGUUUUUGGGGGGUUUUUGUUCUUGUUUUUUGCUCAGAUUAAUGUCUUAAAAGCUUACCCACAACCCCUGGCCCACUUUCCUUUUAAAGCAUCUUCUGAAGAUCGGACCUGUGACCGAUAUCAUCUCAGGAGUUUUCUUUGGGAAAAGCAGAUAAUAGUGGGACACGGUUGAAGAAGGCAAUCUCAGCUUGUCCCUUUUUAGACCGGGCACCGAGCCAGAUGGUUUAAAAAUACAUUGCCUGUCUGCUUCUUUAAAGAAAAAAACCUCUGCGAUGUUCAGAGCGUGAUGUGGAAGUGUCAGAGCAGCGCAGCGGUUUUAGGACGUCGUUAACGUUCAGCUUAAAAAAGUGAAAGGUUUGCAGUUUUAAGACUGGACACGCUUGCGCGCUCUGCUCCCCUCAGGUUAUUAACAGAUCCAUGUUGCAGAGAUCCUCUGUAAUCUGGUCACAUUACUGGUGACACCGUUAAUCCCGGUGCCCCUGCAGCACACCCCACCUCCCCCUUUCUCUGUGUCCUUGAAACUUUCCCAGAGUCCCCUGUUAUCCGUCUCUCUUAGACGCUCUUCUUCCAGAGGUCGGACACGGGCAGCUCCCGUCAGAGCCUAAUUAUCCCCGCCACCGUGAGAUAAUCGCUUCUGACAGCAAAACCCAUCACAUCAGAUCCUCUGCCCCGUCCCUCCACUCUCGACAAACCAGAUACACCCCACACCCCGCCUUCCCUGUCUCGCCCUCUGUGGCUCUCUCUUGGCAUUUGUAAAUCUUUUCCCAGGUCUUCUCAUGGGAACCUGCCCCCCACCUCUCAGACUGACUCAGUCAUUUGCCGGAACAAGUCUUGUCUGCGUCGUGUGUAUGUCGUGCAGUAUUUUAUUUAUUUUGUAUUCGUAUUUCUGUACAUUAUAUUUUUACAUAAUGUUUGAAUUCCAUGACUGAGAGUGUGUGAGUCUCUGGGAACUGAUGUUAUAUGACUUUAUUUAAUGUGCAUUUUACUUCUUUGUUUUCCCUGCCAGCAGCACAACUUCUCAGAAAGGUGUUGUGUAGUCACUCAUAAAUGGAAAUGACGUGUGUGUGCGUGUGUGUUUUCUCUGGAGCUGACUUGGGUAAUAUUUACGAUAAGGGCACAAAACACAUGCGUUAUUAUUACGCGCUUGAUUUAAUGCACUUCGGGUUCCUGCUGCUUACCGUUAAGAAAUGACCGAGUCGGUGUGAGUGAGCACCCGAUGGGUUGUCAGUAAACAGUUUAAUGAAGAGUUGCUGUAGAUAUUUGUUGAAAUAUUGCUUGAUUCUGUCAGGAAUUUAAAAGUUUUUCUAUUCAAGUGGCAGUCACGUGCAGGUUUGGGCAUUUUUGCUGCUUUGGCCAGGCGGAAGCAAAACCUUUCAGAGCCUUUAGUGUCAAAAGAUUUAAAGCCUUUCGCCAUGUUCCCACAGCUGCCGUUAAGCUUUAGCUCAUCUCGGUGAAACAUUAAUCCCCCUUCAAUAACAACAAGAAGCUAUAAUUUAAAAAAAGAAAAAGGUUCAGAUAGACCACAGAGUCAAGAUCACCCCAACCCCAGCAGAUCAGCUGAUCUCAAAGCCAGGCCCAGUCACCUGAAGCAUCUGCAAGCCGCUUUGCAACCCACCUUAAUCUCAGCUCCAUCUUUAACACAGUGCCUGACGUAAUCUCACAUCUCCAGCUCUCCAUCUAUGUGUAAGCAAGGAAGGUCUCAACACAGAGCCACAGCAGCAAAGAUAAAUGAUUGCAGGAAUAAAAAUUCAAAUUAAUAUUUUGGAUUUAGUGAUCCUCGCUUGAAUAACUGUUUAAGUUUAACCACUUUGUAUUCUGUCAGAGUUGCUAAUCUUGUUUCAGAAAAUUAAAGUGUGUACACGUUUUCUCUGUUCAAAGAAAACGUGUAUUCAAAUGGGAUUAUUUCCAAUUCUCCUUGUGUUUUUAAUGAGUAUAAAUUAAAAAACUAAAACACCUCCUCCAUCUUUAAACUGUUUGGGUGGGGGUCUGCGCAGUGUUUUGCUCCAAGUGCUAAUUUAAUCCUUUGAUGCGUGGGAUCUUUCUCAGGCAGUUUGUCAGAGAAGAUGGAUUUUCUAAAUGUUCCAAUCGAUGCACUUCUCUGAUACCUGGAACCAGCCUAAAAACACCUGGUCACGCGCAUACAGGCCUGUCAUUAAACCAGAUUUCCACUUCACGAUUGACGGCGAUUUUAUUGUUAUAUUCGCAGAAAAUCAGGUGAAAAGCUACUGCCGAUCAGAUUAAUCUGUGGAUCUGUUUGUGUGUUUUGUGGCAGGAUCUUCAGAUAGCAGAGAGUCUCCAACCAUAACUGUAGGCAAAGAGGAACCACAUUAUUUAUGAUAUUAUUACCAUUAUGUCAAUAUUUAACUUUGUUGGGUUUUUUUGUUUCGUUCUUUUGAUGGUUGUCACCCAUGAGAACCAUGUCACGUAGGCAGGAAGCUGCAUGCGAGAGCAUUCGUUGUGGAAAUCGUGUGGAUUUCACUCCCAAAGUGAACUGUUGCUGUUCGCUUGCGGCUCAGACUCGGUGAGUUGAUCGUUUCUGGGCAGCAGGAACUACGUGAGCCUGUGCGUUUGUGCCUUUAUCUCAGCUCCCCCUGGCUUGCUUUGCUGGUGAAACCUUCGGUCCUUCACUUUCUCUCACGUCAGUUUUAUAACUAAGCAGCAGUGUUUGGAUACUUGAUGAGGUGGUCACAGUAACUGAAUGAAUCCCAUCACCGUCUUAAUUUAUUGAAACGUCUGUCGUGGCGCUCGUUGGGCAGCAGGUCACGAUGGCAACAUGAAGUGGGAGAAGAGACUGUGUUGAAUGUGUUUGUGUUGAAGGCGGGGAAAGGUCCGAUCCUCCUCCACCUCCUUCAGGUGUCCGCUGCUCCCUCCUCCUGUGGUUUCAUUCGCGGCAAAUGUUUAGGGCGAAGCAGUCUUUAUUGAGCUGGGUUUAUUUCACUCUAACAAACAGGAUGGAUAAGCACAAGGUCGCGGCUUUCUCAGUCCCUCCUCAGCAACACACACACACACACACACACAGAACAUAUGGAAUAAGGCCACUUUUGUUUUUUUAAAGCAGUAGUUACUCCUAAGUGUGUUUUCAAAAGAACUCCACAGUCAGCCUCGACAAGCAGCUCAACUCUUUGGUUGUCAUGACCUUAAACAAAAGGGAAAAAUCAGCGACGUGUAUAUUAUGUUCGUGUGGAACCCUGAAAACUGAAAGAUUCAGAUCCAGACGUGGGUGUUUGAUGUCCGUUUGUAUGCUUUUGUGCGUCGAUUCAGAGCGAGAGAAUAAAAUAAUUUAUAUAUUUUUUAGAAAAUGGAAGCUGUACUAUUAUUUAAAAAACAAAAACAAACCAAAAAAAACAGGGAAAAGAAAAGAAAAAAAAUACGACCGUGGCCAAUAACGAGUUCCACGCUAUGAAAACGAUAUCAAAGUCAGACUUGAGACGACAUCUGCACUCACUGCCUUAAAACAUUCACAGGUUCUGUUUCGUGGCUCCAAUCUGGAAAACAAACCUGAAAGGAGGGAAAGGAGAAGACGGUGUACAGUUAGACCCGUGUCAGUUUGUACAAAUAUACCAAGUGGGGAAAAAAAAAAUAUUUAUUACCUGCAUUGGACGAAAUUGUUUACUUAUUGAAUGUUACUUGUUUAUGUAGAAAAGUUUAGAUGUAAUAAAAUGCAUUCUGCUAUUUCUCU